Spea bombifrons (plains spadefoot toad) is the source of this 6250-nucleotide messenger RNA. RefSeq names its product PR/SET domain 16 (gene PRDM16). The record is from RefSeq and is a predicted model, not a curated record. Gene Ontology annotation, molecular function: protein binding. Gene Ontology annotation, cellular component: nucleus. The transcript has 18 exons. The coding region runs from base 71 to 3988 and encodes 1305 amino acids. Lineage: Eukaryota; Metazoa; Chordata; Amphibia; Anura; Pelobatidae.
GGGAGAUGAAGAUAGUGUGUUGCUUGCUUCUGGGCUCAAGGAGGAGGAGAGGAAUCCACAAGCCGACAAGAUGAGAUCCAAGGCAAGGGCGAGGAAACUGGCCAAAAGUGACAGUGACCUUGUAAAUAAUAUGUAUGAGCCAGACUCGGAUCUCCUUGCUGGUGAAAGUGCAGAAGAAGAAACCGAGGACAGCAUCAUGUCACCCAUUCCUGUAGGACCUCCCUCUCCAUUUCCAAACAGUGAAGACUUUACCCCAAAGGAAGGUUCACCUUACGAAGCUCCUGUAUACAUUCCAGAUGACAUUCCAAUCCCACCUGACUUUGAACUCAGAGAAUCUUCGACUCCAGGAGCUGGUCUGGGUAUAUGGGCCAAAAAGAAGCUUGAAGUGGGUGAAAGACUUGGGCCAUACAUCAUGAUGCAAAAGACCACAUUAAAGGAAUCCAAUCUAGGAUGGGAACAAAUUCUUCCUGAUUCAGAGGUGACGUCGCAAGAUGUCUGUCUUAGAAAGAUUUCUGAUGAAAUGGGGAAUGAAAAACUUUGCCUAGAAAACCACCAGAUGGGAAGUGGGAACUGGCUUAAGUUUAUCCGGAUGGCCUGCUCAUGUGACGAUCAAAACCUCGCCGUCUGUCAUCUAAAUGAUCAGUUGUUCUAUAAAGUUAUUAAAGACAUUGAGCCUGGGGAAGAAUUGUUGGUUUAUAUGAAGGAGGGAAAUUUUUCCCAAGAAAACAUGCCUCCCAAUCUCGACGAGGAACACACAUUCCGCUGUGAGGACUGCGAUGAACUCUUUCAGUCCAAGCUGGAUUUGAGACGGCACCAGAAAUAUGCUUGCAACACCGUCAACCACAUCUACGAAUCUCUCAGCGAAGAGAUCAAGCAAGAAGGCUUUGACAACGAACAAGUGUAUGAGUGUAAAGACUGCGAGCGUCUAUUUCCCAAUAAGUAUAGUUUGGAACAGCAUAUGAUCAUUCACACAGAAGAGCGUGAAUACAAAUGUGAUCAAUGCCCCAAGGCCUUCAACUGGAAAUCGAACCUUAUUCGCCACCAGAUGUCGCAUGAUAGCGGAAAGCGGUUCGAGUGUGAAAAUUGCGUAAAGAACGAGUCGUGGUUGCCCUGUGAUCUCCAUCCCAGAUUACCCAUAUAUUUGAACUGCAGCAACAACACUGAAGCGGAACCUCACACACCUAAAGUAGACGUAUUUACUGACCCCAGCAACCUCCAGCGUCAUAUCCGUUCCCAGCAUGUCGGAGCACGGGCGCAUGCUUGUCCUGACUGUGGCAAGACCUUUGCCACCUCCUCGGGACUUAAGCAACACAAGCACAUUCAUAGCACUGUUAAACCUUUCAUAUGUGAGGUCUGCCAUAAAUCGUACACACAGUUCUCUAACCUGUGCCGCCAUAAACGGAUGCACGCAGACUGCCGCACGCAGAUUAAAUGCAAAGACUGCGGACAGAUGUUCAGCACUACCUCCUCUCUAAACAAACACCGACGCUUCUGUGAAGGAAAAAAUCAUUACAACCCGGGAGGGUUAUUUUCUACUGGUCUACCCUUGACACCAAGUUCAUUGAUGGACAAGUCCAAGCCUUCACCAAAUCUAAAUCACUCUAGCCUUGCUUUUAAUGAUUAUUUUCCUUCAAGGGCACAUCCAGGUAGCUUAACUUUUUCCCCGGCUCCACCACCUUUUCCGACCCUGGCACCUGGAUUUCCAGGAAUUUUUCCUCCAUCUUUAUACCCUAGGCCUCCAAUGUUACCUCCUUCUCCACUACUCAAGAGCCCUAUGAAUCAUACACGAGAAGCAAAGCUUCCCAGCCCUAUGGGGAAUCCUCCGCUUUCCUUAAUGUCCUCACUGAGCAACACCAACAACAACCAGCAGGUUUCAUUGCAGGAAAAGUUUGAAAACAGUAUGGAGAAUUCAUACAUGAACAAACAUAAAUCCAGGAGCAGUGACCUAUCUGAUGGUAGCGACUUUGAAGAUGUUAACACCACCUCCGGAACAGAUCUGGAUACCAGCACUGGUAGCGGCUCAGAUCUAGACAGCGAUGCAGAUAGUGAAAGGGACAAGAACAAAGAAAAAAGCAAACCGGUCGAAAGCAAACCAGAUAUUGUCAGUAGUUCGGUAUCUAGCAGCUCGAAUAAUAACAUUGGAGAGCGACCAUUUUUCUAUUCUCAACAUUCCUUCUUUCCUCCACCAGAAGAACAGUUACUUCCAACAAUGGGAGCAGCCAAUGACUCUAUUAAGGCUAUUGCAUCUAUAGCUGAGAAAUACUUUGGGCCUGGGUUUAUGGGGAUGCAGGAAAAAAAAAUGGGUUCACUCCCCUACCACUCCAUGUUCCCUUUCCAAUUCCUUCCCAAUUUUCCCCAUUCGUUGUACCCAGCUUUUACCGAAAGGACAAUGAAUCAUAACCUUCUGGUGAAAGCAGAACCAAAGUCACCCAGAGACCUUCAGAAAGUCGGUAGCACUAGUUCAGAAUCACCAUUUGAUCUCACCACCAAGCCUAAAGAGAUUAAGCCCACCUUAAUGCCACCUAAGGUUUUGGCAUCACAGACCUCAGGGGAGGAACAGCCUCUGGAUCUUAGUAUUGGUAACAGAAGUAGAGCCAUUCAGAAUGGAACGAGGGAGGCUCGGAAAAACCAUAUAUAUGGUGAUAGGAAACUGGUGGCAGGUGACAUGCUUUCAAAAAUGUCUCAAUCGCCGCUUCCGCAGCAGCCCCCUCUUCACUACGCAAAACCUUCACCCUUUUUCAUGGAUCCUAUAUACAGCAGGGUGGAAAAACGGAAAGUGACAGAUCCUGUUGAAACAAUGAAGGAAAAGUACCUAAGACCUUCACCUUUACUCUUUCAUCCCCAGAUGUCAGCCAUUGAAACCAUGACAGAGAAGUUGGAAAGCUUUGCUAACUUGAAGGCAGACACGGGAAGUUCUUUACAACCUCUCCCACACCACCCGUUUAACUUUCGCUCCCCACCACCGUCUCUAUCAGAUUCCAUCUUAAGAAAAGGAAAGGAACGUUACACCUGCAGGUACUGUGGCAAAAUAUUUCCACGAUCAGCAAAUCUGACCCGACAUCUCAGGACCCACACAGGAGAACAACCAUACAGAUGUAAAUAUUGUGACCGGUCAUUUAGCAUUUCCUCCAAUCUUCAACGACAUGUACGGAACAUCCACAACAAAGAGAAACCAUUUAAAUGUCACCUUUGUAACAGAUGUUUUGGGCAACAGACCAACCUGGACCGACACCUUAAAAAACACGAGCAUGAAAAUGUUCCAGUGAGUCAGCACUCCGGGGUCAUUACGAACCACCAUGGGACCAGCGUCUCCUCCCCCAAUUCCGAAUCUGAAAACCAUGCACUUUUAGACGAGAAAGAAGAUUCUUAUUUCUCGGAAAUCCGAAACUUCAUUGCAAAUAGCGAGCUGAAUCAAACUUCAAGUCUAGGAGAAAAAAGGACAGAAAUCCAAGAUAUUGAUAGCAGUUCUAAAUGUUGUGGACUAGUGAACCAGAAAACAGAAGAUGUAGAUGAGGAAGAUGAUGAUGACUUAGAAGAAGACUAUGAAGAUGGAAGUCUUACCGGGAAGUCACAAGAUGAAACAGCCUCGCCAAUCAUGGAAACACAGGAACCAUAUGAAGAGGACGAGGAAGAUGAGGAGCCCACAUCCCUUACAAUGAGCUUUGAUCACACCAGAAGGUGUAUUGAGGAGGACGAUGCCGGCUUAUUAGAUAUGGAGCAGAUUCCGAAUUUUGGGAAGGGGCUGGACCUUCGAAAAACUGCUGAGGAUGCAUUUGAAGUAAAAGAUGUGUUUAAUUCAACCUUAGACUCUGAGGCAUUAAAAGAAUCUCUGUACAGGCAGGCUAAAAACCAGGCUUAUGCAAUGAUGUUAUCCCUUUCUGAAAAUGCUUCUCUACACACUCCUUCCCACAACUCCCUGGACGCUUGGUUGAACAUGGCUGGAGCUACUUCAGAAUCAGGGACCUUUAACCCUAUGAACCAUUUGUAAAGGAUGCACAGAAAAAAAAAUAAUAUUUAAAAUGUUACAGUCCCGACAUCCUAUGAGACAAUAGCAAAAAAAACAAAACGGAAUAAAAAAACAGAACACGAUUUUGAUGGCAUCAGGGGAUCGACUUGAUCUUGGAGACAAUACUUGUUUAUCUACUGCAAGUUUCCCGUUAUCUAUCUUAUCCAUUCACUGCUGAUUCUUUCAAGAGAGAAAAAAAAAAAAAAAAACUUUACAGAGGUCCAAGUUUUAAGAAAAAGACACAGAUUCUGGACAUCGUAAGCUUCUAUUAAUUGUGUUAGUAGAAAUAACUAAAAAAGUAAAAUAUUUGAUUUUCAAUUUCAAAAUGUGUUUAAAACCACUAGUAUUCUGGAAUUACUGACUUUUUUUCAAAAUUCCAAUUCCAUUAAUUAAGUUGUGGGUGAAAAUGUUUGUGGUGCUGUACAAAAACCCUUUUUGGGGCUUGAUUCCAUUACCAGUGAUUUAUGUAUCAUUUGAUUUUAUAUGAUUUUCCGCCUUCCUAAUAAUAGAAAUGAGAUAGAAUAGGUAAAGUCAGAACUUUGAAUGAGUUAAUUUUAACAGCAGUUAGGUAUGUUUCACAUAAGCAUACAUUGGCGCUCCCGGAGUUAGGCCCGGAAGCUAAGGGAAUUGUAGCUGAUUCCCGGGGCAUCUGGCGCGUAUACAUUUUUUCCGGUGGUUGAAGCCACCAUAUACCCGCUUUUCAAGAACUAUUGAACCAGGUAGAACAUCUACAGACCCUCGAACAUUUAUGUUUACGGUCAUUCUGUUUCUGUCUAGAACGCAAUUUGAAUUGAAAAUAAAUUCUGCAUUAGACAGACUGUGUAUUCCUGACAUUACAUAUAAAGCCAUAUUGAGUACAUAAAACAGUACAUUAUUACAGAAAAAAACUCUUAUUUCUGUAAAAUGUUUUACCCCCAAAGGCAUAUUUACCAAAAAUAGGGACAUUCAAUUCCAAUGAUUUUUCAACUCAUUUUCACCAGGAUUUACGUCGAGCUGCUUUUUUUGCAUCCAUUUAUUUUGAUUUUUUUUUCUCAGAAAUGUUACUAAAAAAGCAUUCCUUAAGGUUUUACUUUUUUUCCUCUUCAAAAAGGUUACCAUUUUUCAAUCUUAAAGUGUUUCAGUGUCAGUAGGGCAUGCAAAAAAAAAAAAAAAAAACGUGUGCAUAUCUCUAGCUCUGUACUUUAUUCAGUGGGGCCAAUAUUUAAGUCUAAAAUUCAUUUUAAAUAAAUAAAUGAAAAGUACCUUUUAUGUAUAUAUGCUGUACUUUCCCAGUCGUUUGUACCAUUAUAAUUUUUUUUUUUCCGAUAACAGUAUUUUUGCAUUAGGAAUCAUUAUUGUGAAGAAUUAAUGUUAUUUUAAAGAAAAAAAAAACAAAAAACUAGUGAAGGACCAAAACAAAGUAACGCAGUUGUUUGUUGUAUAGUUUCUGAACGGUGUUAGGAUUUUUUUUCAUGUGCCAAACUCAAAAAAAAAAAAAAUGUAAAAAAAUAAUAAUUGGGUGUUAUUUGGGUCGUGACCCUUUUGAGCAUCAUAAUAACACAGUUUUCAUCAGAGCGCUGUAUAAAUCUGUGAUGAUCUUCGGUUUUAAAGACUUCCUUAACUGUUUAUUUGCUGCAGUUUUCCAGACAAUCAUGUGCUUGUUAAUUUUAUUUUUUUUUUUUCUAAUUAUGUUUAAAAUAUUGUAUUUAUUUGUUGUUAUUGUUUGGAAAAAAAAAUAGACAAAUCAAGUCUAAUUUUUUUUGUAUAUGGUUCACAGUAACGUUGCUAUUUGAAACAGCCGAUUCCGCACACAGCAGGUGCCAUAUAUUAUAGAGAUGUUUCGUUUAUAAGCAUACCCGAGAAUUGAAAGCACUCUGUAAGUACUGUAUUAAAAGCACUAGACACCUGGUUGAAAUUUGUUAAAAAUAUGUAAAUAUGUGGGGGGUGGAAAAACUAGUGGUGUACAGGUGUGUUUAUUGAUCAGUAGCUUCACAAUUCAUAUCAGAAGACGGAGGGUCUGUAUGCUAAACCAGGUCGGACUGGAGCUCACCUGGCACUUUAAGGCCAACGGCAGCCUGAUGAAGUAGGUGCAGCCGACAGACGGAUACACCUGGCCGCCGGCUACAUUUUUAUGCCCACGGUCGGCCAUAUCCAGCAGCAUCGGGCACCCAUAGCAUUUGCCCGGUGUGCCAGAUGACCAGUCCGGGCCCGUGCUAAACCCCAGAUUGCCAAGAGUUAAUUGUAAUCUGAUUAAAAAGAAAAUAA